GGGGUUAACAGAAAGGUAUUUGCAGGUGUGAGGAAGUAUUGCAAACACUGAAAGAGAUGAGUUGAGUUGAGAGAUGCAAGGCCUUCAGCAACAACACCACCAACUAGCGGCGCUUCUCUCCGCCGCUCUCCCCAAAGACGAUGUUUCCGACGACGACCCUUCGCCUCGCCUCUCCGCCAUCCACUCCCUCCACCGCGCCAUCCUCCACCCUCACAACUCCCUCCUCCUCUCUCACUCCGCCCCUUUCCUCGCUCAAGGCUUCUCCCAACUCCUCUCCGACACAUCGUUCGAGGUUCGUCAAGCGGCGGUUACGGCGCACGCCGCUCUCUGCGCCGUAGUCUGCUCAAACCCCAAUGCCAGACAGGGCCACGUCAUACUCGGCACCUUGGUCGACCGUUUCAUCUCCUGGGCGCUGCCGCUGCUCACAAAUGUCUCCGGCGACGCCGCCUCCGCCAAGGACCUCGCCCUGGAAGGCCUCCGGGAGUUUCUCAACAUCGGCGGCGGCGGAGGAACUGAGAGGUACGCGCUGCCUAUUCUCAAAGCGUGUCAGGCGCUACUCGAGGACGAGAGAACCUCACUCUCCUCGCUGCGGAAGCUUCUGGGUGUCAUGACCUUGAUCUCGUUGAAGUUCCCGAGGUGCUUCCAGCCUCACUUCCCUGACAUCGUUGACCUUCUUCUCGGUUGGGCGUUGGUGCCGGACCUUGCACAACCCGAUAGGCGUGUUAUCAUGGAUAGCUUCUUGCAGUUUCAGAAGUACUGGGUUGGUAGCUUGCAAAUGUCGUUGAGGUUGAUCACCAAGUUCUUAGGGGACAUGGAGGCUUUGCUUCAUGAUGGAACCCCAGGGACUCCACCUCAGUUUCGAAGGCUUCUUGCUUUGCUUUCUUGUUUCUGCACUAUUCUGCAGUCCACUGCUUCUGGGUUGCUGGAGAUGAACUUGCUUGAACAGAUAACUGAACCUCUCGGGGCAUUGCUGCCUCGCUUGCUCAGGUGUUUGUCUGUGUUUGGCCAGAAAUUUGGAUGGUCUGAGUGGAUUGAAGAUUCAUGGAAGUGUUUGACUCUGUUAGCGGAAAUAUUGAGGGAUCAGUUUUCGAGUUAUUAUCCUCUUGCUGUUGAUAUCUUGUUUCAGAGCCUGGAAUUCGGAGCGACCGAUCAUGGGAUGAGUUUGAAGAGGAUUGCAUCUUUUCAAGUUCAUGGGGUGUUGAAAACUAAUCUCCAAUUGUUAUCUUUGCAAAAACUUGGCCUCCAACCAUUGUCUGCGAAGAAGUUAUUGCAGUUCAAGGCACCAGUUUCUCAGCUGCGGUUGCAUCCGAAUCAUUUGGUGACGGGAAGCUCUGCAGCUACUUAUGUUUUCUUGCUUCAGCAUGGGAAUGCCGAAGUUGUCGAUGAAACAGUCUCCUCCUUGACUGAGGAACUGGAGAUGUUGAAGAGUGUGAUUGGAGACAACACUGGUGAUUGGGAUCAGUUCAAUUGUGUUAUAGAUUCUAAAACAUUUUCAGAACUUGAAUUGUUCGCGUUGAUCAAGUUUGAUUUGAAAGUUCUAUUAGCAUGUGUUUCGUUGGGUAGGGAUAACAGUUUGAUUGGCCAAACAGAAAUCACUACAUUGUAUCUUAGGAGGUUGGAGAAGUUGGAGUCCUUUAUCAAGACAAAGAUGAAUCCUUUUGAAUUACCUGUUCAGGCCUUCAUGGAGUUGCAGUUUGCUGUUAUCAAGAUAUUGGAGAGGCUAAAUUCAGUUGAGUUCCUGAUCAAGUGUUCACUGAGAGAACAGAAUUGUGACAAAGCUUCUGUUGAGUUUCCAACUGAAAAGGAGGGUGGCGAUGAUCAACGCAGUCAGGAGCUUUCAGCUGUGAUUACUGAGCAAUUAGAAAAAUAUAGCAAGCUCCUUAUAAAAGCCCUCCAUACUUCUUCUCCUCUGGCAAUUAAAUUAGCUGCUCUAGAUUGGGGACAAAAGUUAUGUGAGAAUGUUAUGGCUCUUAAUAGGAUCUCAAGCAUGGAAUUUUUCUCCUAUGAAGCAUGUGGGCAUACUGGUAUAAUCAUGAACUUAGUUUUCUCACUCUUAGCUAGUACAUUUGAGAGGGAACCAGAAGUAAGAUCACAUGUUGCUAAAAUAUUGGAGUUGUUUAUGCAAGCAAAGCUUUUGAGUCCUGCAUGUUUUUAUCCCUUAGCUGAAGUGAUCCUGGAGAAAAUUGGGGAUCCAGCUAUAGAGAUACGGGAUUCAUAUGUGAGGCUACUUGCCCAUAUUUUACCAACUACUGUAUAUACAUUUGGUCUCUAUGAUUAUGGGAGAUUUAGCCCUGUUGACCUUGGGAUAGGCAACAGUUCCAAGAUGCACUGGAAACAAAUAUUUUCUAUGAAGCAGCUGCCACUGCAGCUGCACUCGCAACAUCUUGUGUCAAUCUUAAGUUUCAUUUCACAAAGAUGGAAGGUACCUCUUUCUUCUUGGAUCCAGCGGCUCAUUCAUAGUUGCCGGAGUUCAAAGGAUACUAUUUCAAGUCAGCCUGAAGAAACAGGAAAUUUUGGCGAUUCUCAGUGGUUGGAUAUACAAGUGGAUGAAGGCAUACUUGAACGAAUCUGUUCUGUCAAUAAUUUAGCUGGUGCCUGGUGGGCUAUACAUGAGGCAGCUCGGUACUGUAUUGCUACACGCCUGCGGACUAACCUUGGGGGGCCUACCCAAACAUUUGCAGCUGUAGAGCGCAUGCUUUUGGACAUUGCACACCUUUUGCAGCUUGAUAAUGAGCAAAUUGAUGGGAACUUAAGUAUGAUAGGGUCUUCUGGUGCUCACUUGCUACCAAUGAGAUUACUGUUGGAUUUUGUUGAGGUUCUAAAGAAAAAUGUAUAUAAUGCAUAUGAGGGCUCUGUCAUUUUACCACCUGCUACCCGUCAGAGUUCUGUAUUCUUUAGGGCAAACAAGAAAGUAUGUGAGGAUUGGUUUUCUCGUAUAUGUGAACCAAUGAUGAAUGCUGGGUUGGCUCUACAUUGCAAAGAUGCUGUUAUUCAAUACAGUACACUGCGUUUACAGGACCUCAAGAAUCUUUCUGUGUCAGCUUCGAAGGAAAAAUCAAGGGCUCAGGUAAAUGAUAACCUCCACAAUAUCAGAGGAAGGUAUAGAGGAUAUGUCUUAAAAGUUCUAAGAUAUAUUUCACUAGCUCUUUGUAAGAGUCAUGAACCAGAUUCUUUGCUUGGUCUACAAAAAUGGGUUUCAAUUACAUUCUCCUCCUUACUCGGGGAGGAAAACCAGUCCUUCAAUGAGUGUGGACCUGUUGGACCCCUUUCAUGGAUAAGUGGGCUUGUAUAUCAGGCAAGAGGCGAGUAUGAAAAUGCUGCCACUCACUUUACUCACUUACUACAAGCUGAAGAGUCACUCAGUUCCCUGGGUUCUGAUGGUAUACAGUUUAUCAUAGCACGUGUUAUUGAGAGUUAUGCAGCUGUAUCUGAUUGGAAAUCUCUUGAAACCUGGCUAUUAGAACUGCAAUUGCUUCGUGCGAAGCAUGCUGGUAGAAGUUAUUCUGGUGCUUUGACUAUGGCAGGCAAUGAAAUUAAUGCAAUCCAUGCAUUAGCACGUUUUGAUGAGGGUGAUUAUCAGGCUGCAUGGUCAUACCUUGAUUUGACGCCUAAAACUAAUAGUGACCUUACCCUUGAUCCAAAAAUAGCUUUGCAACGGAGUGAGCAGAUGCUUCUGCAAUCAUUGCUCUUCCAGAAAGAGGGAAAGAGUGAUAAGGUGCUGCAUGAUUUGCAGAAAGCAAGGUCAAUGUUGGAGGAACCACUUUCUGUUCUGCCACUUGACGGUUUAGCUGAAGCAACACCUCUCGCUAUUCAGUUGCACUGUAUUUUCCUUGUAGAAGACGACUACAAGCUUAAAUCAACCGAUGAGAAGCCUAAACAACUGCAGUCAGUAUUGAAUUCUCUUCAGCCAGUGCCAUCUUCUAUUAGUAAAAUCCGUCAAGAUUGUAAUCCAUGGCUAAAAGUUCUUCGGGUUUAUCAAACCAUUUCCCCAACUUCUCCAGUCACUCUAGAAUUCUGCAUGAAUUUGCAUAAUUUGGCCCGUAAACAAAGAAAUCUGAUGUUGGCAAAUCGUCUGAACAACUAUCUCAAAGAUCACGUGUCUGCUUGCCCCGAGGGGAGGCAUCGCAAUCUGUUUGUCUUAAAUUUGCAGUAUGAGAGCAUUUUACUACAGUAUGCAGAAAACAAGUUUGAAGAUGCUUUCACAAACCUUUGGUCAUUUUUGCGUCCUUUAAUGGUUUCUUCAACAUCUGGAAUAUCUAAUGCUGACGAGAGAUUUCUGAAGGCCAAAGCAUGUUUGAAACUCGCAGAUUGGCUAAGGCGGGAUUAUUCAGAUUGGAGUCCAAAGAGUAUCGUUCUUAAGAUGCCAGCAGAUUUUGAUAUGGCUGAAACAGCUUCACUUGGCCAAGACAGCAAUAUAGAUUGUAAACAGAAUUUGAAUUCUAUUACUGAGGAAAUUGUUGGUUCAGCAACUAAAUUGUCUACUCAUAUUUGCUCCACCAUGGGCAAGUCAUGGAUUUCUUAUGCUUCUUGGUGCUUUAGGCAAGCCAGGGACUCUCUCCCUGCUCCAAGUGAAACUACUCUUCAUUCGUGCUUAUUUUCUCCCAUACUUGGUUCGGAAAUUUUACCAGAGAGAUUCAAGUUGACCAAGGAUGAGGUGCAACGAAUCAAGUUGCUGGUUUUGCGUCUUUUUCAGGACAAUAUUGAUAUGAAAGAUUUCAUAUAUGAACAGGAAGAGGGAAGCUCUUGGCUUGAUUCUUCAGAGCACUCAAGUGAUGACAAUCCUCUGCAGACAUUGGUUUGGCAUCUGGUAAAUAUUAUUGAAACUGCUGCAGGAGCACCAGGUGCAGAAAACUCUGGUGGAGAACGUCUUUCAUCCAUGGUAGCUUCUCAAUUGAGGAUUUGUUUAUUAAAUGCAAAUUUUGGGCUGGGAGAAUCUGACAUAGUAUCCGUAUUGGAUGAUUUUGUUGAUAUUUGGUGGUCUUUGAGACGGAGAAGAGUGUCCCUGUUUGGCCAAGCUGCUAAUGGUUACAUACAAUAUCUUUCUUAUUCUUCUUCCCAUCUUUGCCAUAGUCAGAUGCCUCAUUUUGAAAAUGAGGCUUUCAAGCAAAAAACUGACAGCUACACCCUGAGAGCUACAUUGUAUAUAUUGCACAUACUUCUCAAUUAUGGUGUGGAAUUGAAAGAUACUCUUGAAUCUUCUCUUUUACUUGUUCCUUUGUUGCCAUGGCAGGAAGUUACGCCUCAACUAUUUGCACGUAUAAGUUCUCAUCCUGAACAAGUAAUUCGGAAGCAGUUGGAAGGCUUACUGAUCAUGCUGGCCAAGCAGUCUCCCUAUUCUAUAGUGUACCCAACACUAGUUGAUGUCAAUUCUUAUGAAGAGAAGCCUUCAGAGGAGCUUCAUCAUGUGCUGGGUUGUCUGAGGGAACGUUACCCGCGGUUGGUUCAGGAUGUUCAGCUUAUGAUAAAUGAACUUGGAAAUGUUACUGUUCUUUGGGAAGAAUUAUGGCUCAGUACUCUUCAGGAUCUCCAUACAGAUGUGAUGAGGCGAAUAAAUGUGCUGAAAGAGGAGGCUGCAAGAAUUGCAGAAAAUGUCACACUUAGUCAGAAUGAAAAAAACAAGAUAAACUCUGCUCGUUAUUCUGCAAUGAUGGCUCCAAUAGUUGUGGCUUUGGAACGCCGUUUAGCUUCAACUUCUCGGAAACCUGAGACACCUCAUGAAGUGUGGUUCCAAGAAGAGUAUAAAGACCAACUUAAAUCAGCUAUUGUGUCCUUCAAGACUCCUCCAGCAUCUUCUGCAGCUCUAGGAGAUGUUUGGCGACCUUUUGAUAGUAUUGCUGCAUCCUUGGCUUCUUACCAGAGGAAAUCCUCAAUUUCCUUACAAGAAGUUGCACCACAUUUGGCUCUUUUAUCAUCUUCAGAUGUUCCGAUGCCAGGUCUUGAGAAACAAAUGAAAGUACCAAACUCUGACAAAGCUAUUGAUCUCCAAGGAGUUGUCACCAUUGCUUCCUUCAACGAGCAAGUCACUAUUUUAUCAACAAAGACUAAGCCUAAGAAACUUGGUAUACUUGGUUCGGAUGGUCUGAAGUACACAUAUCUCCUCAAAGGACGGGAAGAUUUACGACUUGAUGCUAGAAUCAUGCAAUUGCUGCAGGCUAUAAAUGGUUUUUUGCGUUCUUCUUCUUCUACAUGUAGCAACUCUCUUGGCAUUCGCUAUUAUUCUGUGACUCCAAUCAGUGGUCGAGCCGGCCUAAUCCAGUGGGUGGACAAUGUAGUAAGUGUUUACAGUGUAUUUAAAUCUUGGCAAACCCGAGUCCAGCUAGCACAGUUUUUGGCUUUGGGCACUGCAAAUACAAAGUCCUCAGCUCCUCCGCCUGUUCCCCGUCCCAGUGAUAUGUUUUAUGGGAAGAUCAUACCUGCACUCAAAGAGAAGGGCAUUAAAAGAGUGAUUUCUCGAAGGGAUUGGCCUCAUGAAGUCAAAUGUAAAGUUCUUCUUGAUCUCAUGAAGGAGGUGCCCAGAAAUCUUCUUUACCAAGAGCUAUGGUGUGCUAGUGAAGGAUAUAAAGCCUUCAGCUCAAAAAUGAAGAGGUAUUCUGGAAGUGUUGCUGCAAUGAGUAUGGUUGGUCAUGUUCUGGGACUGGGUGACAGACAUUUAGACAACAUUCUGAUAGAUUUUUGUGGUGGGGAUAUUGUACAUAUUGAUUACAAUGUGUGUUUUGAUAAGGGACAAAGGCUAAAAAUUCCAGAGAUUGUUCCUUUCCGUCUUACGCAAAUGAUUGAAGCAGCUUUAGGGCUAACAGGAAUAGAGGGUAGCUUCAGAGCAAACUGUGAUCUAGUUAUUGACGUUCUGAGGAAGAACAAAGACAUACUUUUGAUGUUAAUGGAAGUGUUUGUUUGGGAUCCGCUUGUGGAGUGGACACGGGGUGAUUUUCAUGAUGAAGCUGCUAUUGGUGGUGAAGAAAGAAAAGGCAUGGAGUUGGCUGUUAGCUUGAGUCUAUUUGCAUCUAGAGUGCAGGAAAUUCGUGUUCCCUUACAGGAACACCAUGAUCAAUUAUUGACUAGCCUGCCAGCUGUUGAAUCUGCACUUGAGAGGUUUGCUGAUGUUCUAAACCAAUACGAGCUCGUCUCUACUCUGUAUUUUCAAGCUGACCAAGAGAGGUCGGGCCUUAUAUUGCGUGAGACAUCUGCAAAAUCAAUUGUUGCUGAAACAACCUGUAAUUCAGAGAAAAUUCGAGCUUUGUUUGACAUUCAAGCUCGGGAAUUUGCCCAAGCAAAGGCUAUGGUUGCUGAUAAAGCUCAGGAGACGAUUACUUGGGCUGAACAACAUGGGAGGAUUCUUGAUGCUUUACGAUGCAACUUAAUCCCAGAAAUUAAUGCUUGUUAUAAGCUGAAUAACAUGGAAGUAGCCCUAUCUCUUACAUCUGCUGUUACUGUAGCAGGCGUUCCACUAACUGUUGUUCCUGAGCCAACACAAGCACAAUGCCGUGAUAUAGAUAGGGAAGUUUCUCAAUUCAUAGCUGAGUUGGAUGAUGGACUAACUUCAGCUACAACUUCUCUGCAAGCAUACUCCUUGGCUUUGCAAAGAAUCCUACCGUUAAACUACCUUUCAACCAGUGCAGUCCAUGGCUGGGCGCAAGUUCUACAAUUAUCUAUCAAUUCUCUGUCAUCUGAUAUUCUCUCUCUUGCCAGAAGGCAAGCUUCUGAACUUUAUACAAAAUUUCAUGUAGAUAGCCUUGACUCUAUCAAAAGCAGUCAUGAUGAUCUUUGUUUUAGAGUGGAGAAGUACGCAUUAGAAAUAGAAAAGUUAGAAAAAGAGUGUGCUGGAAUAGAGAGUUCUAUUGGUUUGGAUUCAGAAUCGAUUACUAAGGACCACCUUCUGUUAGCUUUCAUGAAAUUCAUGCAGUCCACUGAUCAUUUGAGAAAGGAAGACAGAAUGUCUUCUGUUCAAUCUAUACAUGAUGGGACAAACAAUGCUAGACAUUUAGGUGAGCUAGAAGAAGAGAGGGAUAAGACACUAUCAAUUCUAAAUAUUGCUGUUGGUUCAUUUUAUAAUGAGGUUAAGCGGAGCAUACUUAAUAUAUACAGUGAUUUGUCUAGAGGAAGAAAUGAAUACAAUAUGUUGCAGAAUGAUUCUGGAGCCAUUUUUGUUGCGUUUGAAGAACAAGUGGAAAAAUGUUACCUUGUGACUGAAUUUGUUAAUGAUCUGCAGAAAUUUAUUGGAAAGGACACCCCUUCUGUUGAUAUUAAUGAAGUUGAUUCAAAAUUUUCUUCUGAAAGUAAUUGGGUUUCCGUUUUCAAAACCAUUUUGAUUUCCUGCAAGGGACUGGUUAGUCAAAUGACUGAAGUUGUUCUACCAGAUGUAAUACGAUCUGCUGUUUCAUUGAAAUCGGAAGUUAUGGAUGCAUUUGGGUUGAUCUCACAAGUCCGGGGGUCUAUAGAAACUGCACUGGAACAGCUUGUGGAGGUUGAAAUAGAAAGGGCAUCACUGACUGAACUUGAGAAGAAUUAUUUUGUUAAAGUUGGUCUUAUUACUGAGCAGCAGCUGGCUCUUGAAGAAGCUGCAGCUAAGGGAAGAGAUCAUCUUUCUUGGGAAGAGGCAGAGGAACUUGCUUCCCAAGAGGAAGCUUGUAAAGCCCAACUGGUCCAACUUCAUCAAACUUGGAUUCACAGGGAUGUAAGGGCUUCUUCUCUUAUCAAGAGAGAAACUGAUAUUAAAAAUUCUCUGGUUUCUGUGAAUUGUCAAUUUCAAUCUGUAGUUGAUGUGAAAGAAGAAAGUGAGCUACAUAUUUUAAGAAGCAAAGCACUAUUGGCUGCACUUGCUAAGCCUUUCUUGGAAUUAGAAUCCAGUGAUAUUUUGCUGUCUUCUGCUGAUGGUUCUGUGGCAAUGCCCUCAAGUAAAUUUCAUAAUCUGGCAGAUUUGAUAAAUUCUGGGAAUUCUAUAUCUGAGUAUGUGUGGAAAGUUGGAAGUUUAUUGGAUGAUCAUUCAUUCUUUAUUUGGAAAAUAGGUGUUAUAGAUUCUUUCAUUGAUGCAUGCAUACAUGAUGUAGCAUCAUCAGUUGAGCAAAAUCUAGGCUUUGACCAGUCACUCAAUUUUAUGAAAACAAAGCUUGAAAUCCAACUACAGAAACACAUUAGUCACUAUUUGAAAGAAAGAGUUGCUCCUAGUUUAUUGGCUUGUUUAGACAAAGAAAAUGAGCACGUGGAGCAAUUAACAGAGUCAUCAAAGGAAGUUGCUUUAGAUCAGGUGAAAAAAGAUGCAGCUGUGAGAAAGGUUUUACUAAUGCUGGAAGAAUAUUGUAAUGCACAUGAAACGGCUAGAGCAGCAAAAUCAGCAGCUUCGCUCAUGAAAAGACGAGUUAGUGAGUUGAAAGAAGCUCUUCGGAAAACUACCCUGGAGGUAGUUCAGAUGGAAUGGAUGCAUGAUUUUAGUUUGAACCCAUCAUAUAACAGAAGAAACAAUUUUGAGAAGUAUCUUGAUACUGAUGACAGUUUGUAUUCCAUCAUUUUAAACCUUGGCAGAUCUAAGUUAUUGGAAAAUAUACAAUCUGCUGUGUCAAAAAUCAGAACAUCAAUGGAUUGCCUUCAGUCUUGUGAGCGAACUUCUCUUAUAGCUGAAGGACAGCUUGAGAGAGCAAUGGGUUGGGCUUGCGGCGGUCCAAAUUCCAGUAGUUCUGGAAAUGCUUCAACUAAAAAUUCAGGAAUUCCUCCUGAAUUCCAUGAACAUAUUAAGACUCGGAGGCAGAUUUUAUGGGAGUCUAGCGAGAAGGCAUCUGAUAUUGUGAAGUUAUGCAUGUCAGUAUUAGAGUUUGAAGCAUCAAGAGAUGGGUAUUUGCUUAUACCAGGCCAACCUUAUCCCUUCAAGAGUAGUGUUGAUGGCAAGACCUGGCAGCAAGUUUACUUGAAUGUACUAACUAGAUUGGAUGUUACUUUCCAUUCUUAUAGCCGUACUGAACAAGAGUGGAAGCUUGCACAAUGCACUGUUGAAGCUGCUUCCAAUGGAUUAUAUACUGCAUCGAAUGAACUCUGCAUUGCCUCUCAGAAGGCGAAGUCAGCUUCAGGUGAUUUACAAAGCACAGUUCUUUCAAUGAAGGACUGUGCAUAUGAGUCUAGUGUCGCACUGUCUGCUUUUUCUCAGGUUUCAAGGACUCAUACUGCUUUAACUUCUGAAUGUGGUUCUAUGCUUGAAGAGGUCCUAGCAAUAACUGAAGACAUACACGAUGUUUACAAUCUGGGAAAAGAGGCAUCUGCCAUCCAUCUUUCUCUCAUGGAAGAUCUUUCAAAGGCGAAUGGCAUCCUUAUUCCACUCGAGUCAGUGUUGUCCAAGGAUGUAGCUGCUAUGGCUGAUGCUAUAGCUAGGGAAAGCGAGACCAAGAAGGAAAUAUCACACAUCCAUGGACAAGCUAUAUACCAGUCAUAUUGUUUAAGAAUCAGGGAGGCUUGUCAGACCUUUAAGCCCAUAGUACCAUCUCUGACAUCAACUGUGAAGGGACUCUAUUCAUUGUUGACUCGGCUAGCAAGAAUUGCUAAUCUCCAUGCUGGGAAUUUGCACAAAGCUCUUGAAGGAAUUGGAGAAAGCCAGGAAGUAAAGUCACAAGAUAUUGCUUUGUCAGGAUCAGAUGCUAGUGGCGGUGAUGCUGUUGAAAUUGAUGGUAAAGAAGGGGAAACUCUCUCUAGCCCUGAUGAUGAUAGGACUGCAGAUUUGAUUGGCUUGUCUCAACUUUCUUUGGAAGAAAAGGGAUGGAUAUCACCACCUGAUAGCAUCUUCUUUAGCAGCUCAGGAUCUGACAUCACAUCUCCUGAUGUUACUCUUCCUGAUAGCGUACAUGAUUCAGCAGAAAGUAAAGACAUGCUUUCACAGGUGUCUAAUAGCAGAAAUCCCACUGGUCAUGUGCACACCACGACAUUGUCUUCAACUGAUGAUGACGAAAUCUCACCUUUUGAGGUGUCGGAAUCUUUUCCUAGGGAAGCUGAUCUCAGCUGUGCGGGUUCUGUUAAGUUACCUAAUGAGGCCGCUGAUCAUCCCGAGGCAAUGGCUUUCCCAGGUGACAAGUCUGUUGCUGUCCCUGCUGACUCUCAGAAUUUAUCGAAUGAGAACUUUCACAAAUUUGAGGGUGAAGAUGAUCUACUUUCUGUAAAUAAAGUUAAGAAUGGCACCGAACACCGUGAAGCUCCGGAUCCUAACAUAAAUGCUAGUACUCGAGUAGGAAAGGGUAAAAAUGCAUAUGCCUUGUCACUAUUGAGGCGGGUUGAGAUGAAAAUUGAUGGUCGAGAUAUUUCUGAAAGCAGAGCAAUCAGUAUUGCAGAGCAAGUAGAUUAUCUACUAAAGCAAGCUACUAGUGUAGAUAAUCUUUGCAACAUGUACGAAGGUUGGACACCAUGGAUUUGAGGUUUAAAGAGGUUUCUCAGUCUCCAACAUCUUAAAUUAUAGUCCCACUGCCAAUACUAUGCAAGAACUGGUCCUCAGGCAUUGCUGGGUUGACCAUGGUGAAAACUGGUCCUUUGGUCUAUAUCUUGCGAUAAGUAAGCCACAACACCAAUGCUUUUGCAGGUCCUGCAUUUGUCCAGGCAGAGUUAUUAUUUCCACCUUCCAUGUCAGGCUUGCACCUGCCAUCGGAUGACAUGCUGCUGCGGAGGAGUCAAGGCUCACAGGUGGUCUCAUGGGAGGUGUUAAAGGAUAUUACUGGGCCUUCUGGUUUAAACAAUGUGCUGCUUCUUUGAACACCUGCUACUUGCAUUGCUUGAUUGAGGAGUAUGUUGAUUCUCAGCACUUGAAGGUUGAACGAAAGAAUGUGGUGUACUCAUAAUCGGGCAUUGGAUUAUCCAAUGCACUGUUUCUUGCUGGGGCAUUAUAUGUUUAACAAAACUUAAGUUCAGCAUUAGUUGCACAUAUGUAUCAUUUAUCUGUAGAUAGGUCAAAGAGCUGUGCAUUGCUGGAUAUUCAUAGAAUAAUUGGAUGUAUUCAAUCCUUCCCAAGUUUGGGUUAGUGAUUGCUAUUUGAUCAUUUUGACAUUAUUGCAACUUUUAAAGCCAUUUGCUGUUUUACUGCCUUUAAUUCUU
Lotus japonicus is the source of this 12054-nucleotide messenger RNA. RefSeq lists its product as uncharacterized. NCBI's taxonomy places the organism in Eukaryota, Viridiplantae, Streptophyta, Magnoliopsida, Fabales, Fabaceae. Gene Ontology annotation, molecular function: protein binding; protein serine/threonine kinase activity. The transcript is spliced from 16 exons. Bases 74 to 11383 code for a protein of 3769 amino acids. Gene Ontology annotation, cellular component: nucleus. The record is from RefSeq and is a predicted model, not a curated record. Gene Ontology annotation, biological process: nuclear-transcribed mRNA catabolic process, nonsense-mediated decay; phosphorylation.